Plasmodium yoelii is the source of this 1209-nucleotide messenger RNA. RefSeq lists its product as uncharacterized. Bases 1 to 1209 code for a protein of 402 amino acids. Lineage: Eukaryota; Apicomplexa; Aconoidasida; Haemosporida; Plasmodiidae. The record is from RefSeq and is a predicted model, not a curated record. The transcript has a single exon.
AUGAAAAAUAAUAUUAUAAAAAUUAGUUUUGUUCUUUUGUUUUUAAGCUCUUAUGUUAGUGAAAUAAAUGGAAAUGUUACAAAUAAAAAUAAAUAUAGCUUAAGAAGCCAUAUUACUAAAAAUGAAGAUUUAAAUAACACUUUAGAUAAUGGAAAUGUACAUGGAGAAUCUGAGGAUGACAUAUCUACGAGGGGUACGGAACAGACACUUAAAACUGGUGCAACUGGUACUCUAGAUUCUAGUAGUCAACAUCAGGCUGGGGACGUAGGAUCCUCUGGUAAAGGCCUUUCACAAGAUAGCCGUACUGAGGAGUCAUGUCCUGAAGGUUGUGAAGGUUGCCCUGAAGAUUGUGAAGGUUGCCCUGAAUGUUGUGAAGGUUGCCCUGAAUGUUGUGAAGAUUGCCAUGAUGAAAAUUGUCCAGACUGCCAAACAGAAUGUACUGAUGAGUGUCGAGAGGAAUGUGCAAAACUUAAAGCUGCUUCUGCCCAACUCGGUGAAGAAAAUAUUCAAAUUUGCACACACUCUCCACCUAAUGGUACAAAUUGCGAAGAAUGUAAAAAAAUAACCACUACCAGACAAACAGCAGCACCUGAUGUUAGGGAUGAAACAGAAACUACAUUAAUUCAAAAUGCAAUAGAAGAUAUAACAGAUGAUACGAAAACCAUGCCAGAUGAAAAUGAACCAGUAUGUGAUGAACAAUUGGAUGAAGAUGGUGAUAAUGAAGAAGAGGAAGAGAUUGUGGAUAGUGAAAAUAUUGAAAUUAUUGAAAAUAUCGAGGAAAUUGAAAAUAGUGAUGAUAGUGAUGAUAUUGAUGAUAGCGAAGAAUUAGAAUUAGAGUUCGAAUUAGAAUUAGAAGAACCUACAGAUAUUGACAGAGAUAGCCAAGAAGAAAAUGAAAGCGAAAGCGGAGCAACCACAACAAAUGAACAGGGAAAUAACCAUAAUACAAAUACGGAUGAAGUGGCUAGUAAUAAUCAAACUAGUAAUAAUCAGACUAAUAAUAAUCAAACUAGUAAUAAUCAAACUAAUAAUAACAAUGUUAGUCAUUUUAUUAUAAAAGAAUAUAAAGGAAACUCUGGUUCUAAAACUCAAAAUGAAAAUAUUUUGGAUAAUGCUUUGAGUGGUAUUGACGAUAAUCAGUUUUCUAGUGAUAUUCAAGAUUUCGUACAAGAUAUAAAUGAAUUUGUCUUAAUGGAAGAAGAUAUUUGA